AUGAGCGAUGGUAUUCACGCGUUGCCAUUGGUUUUGCACACGUCCAAUCACGUAGAACCGCUCUGUCAGUGGGGAAGAAGCAAAGCAGAGACUCGGACCGAUGGAGUUUUAAGCUUCAUUCUCCGUGCCUCCAAGCUUGAAUACCGUUCCCGCGGUGCUCGCAGUAUAGCACCUGCUUCGCACCCACGUUUCGGACUCCAGACGCAUGUCAAUGUACCCAGGAGGGUCGCUGAAGGAACAUUGCGUGUGACUUGGACUAUUGGCUACCUCAACCACUACCAGCGUCAUGCUGAUAAGAAAGAACACCCGGCACAGUGUGGUCUGGAAGAGGCGCAGGCUGUCGAGCUUGCGAUUGGUUUCGUACGAGAGAUCUCUUCGACUCGUGUCUUCGGCAUCUCUCUCGUAGAACUGCAAGAUUGGCCCACAAGCCGCGCGCGCGCACGGCGAUGUGAUUGGCCACGAAGAUUUGUUAUAUUCGUUUCCGUGAGCGAUCUUCCGGGCCGCUCGCAGACUGUCGAGAGACCCGACCUUGAUUGGGAACUCGCGUACUCCAUUAUAAGCGGCGUUCCCCUCGCCAAUGGAAGGCCUGGACGGAGAUUGAGCGAGGCCGUUGUCGCUUGCCUGCAGUGCACCGAUGUGUUGGCGCACGUUGGUUUCCCCGUCGCGAGCGUUGAGGCGGGUACUUAUCCCGAGGGCCACGGAAAGGCCUGCGCCAUGCCUCGGGGCCUUCGUCCCAUCCGCUUGGAGGAGAUUAUUUGCAGGGCUCUGUUGAGUCUUCGCCCCAUCCCGAUCUUUGGAGGGAGACAUUUGCCGGGGACCCUUCACUCCAUCCCGAUUAUUGGAGGGAGACACUUUUGCGGGAGCGCCUUGAUCCUACAAGCGAUACGACACAACAAUGAGUAUUGGUCGGCCAUGUUGUCUUCGCCCCGUCCCGAUCUUUGGAGGGAGACACUUUUGCGGGGGACCCUUCACCCCAUCCCGAUCGUUGGAGGGAGACACUUUUGCGGGGGCCAGCUUGAUCCUGGGGGCGACACGACGACAUGGUAUCGGUCGGCCACGUUGUCUUCGCCCCGUCCCGAUCGUUGGAGGGAGACACUUUUGCGGGGGACCCUUCACCCCAUCCCGAUCGUUGGAGGGAGACACUUUUGCGGGGGUCUGGCAUGUGGCAUCGCAGGGUCCAGCACGACACCGUGCUUCAAGCCUCUUCAGCAGCGACGGUGUCGAAUUUGUGGCGUCGACAUUGACGAUGACAAAGAGAAGCAAACGAGACACGAUGAUUAUCAGGCAAGCCACAAACGAGUAGACAAGGCGGCAUACCAGAUGCAAAUACCUGUAAAACAAGCUGCGAUGAUAGCAGCGACGUCGAACGGUGGCAAGGGCGACGACAAGGGCGACGACAAGGGCGACGACAAGGGCGACGACAAGGGCGACGACAAGGGCGACGACAAAGAGACAGUGGAGGAAGUAAGACAAUGCAGGCGAUGCAGGAGGCAUAGGGGAGCGGAGGCGCACCUGAUGGUGAUGGUUGGAGGUCAAAGCGUCGAACUGCCUCGCCGCGACGCGUCGGUCACGUUGUGCGUCGCGUAG
Molecule: messenger RNA, 1587 nt
Organism: Postia placenta MAD-698-R-SB12
Lineage: Eukaryota; Fungi; Basidiomycota; Agaricomycetes; Polyporales; Adustoporiaceae
Exons: 10
Coding region: 1-1587 (528 amino acids)
Source: RefSeq, a predicted model, not a curated record